AUGGACAGAUACUUAGUUAGAGUGUCAUCCAGGACAGAACCUCUCUUGGGGCACAUUCAGGAUAUUAGUCAUCAGGUGUGGUUCCUUCAAGACCAGACCCUCGUAGCAGUCCCAAGGAAGCAUGGUGUGAUUCCAGUCACUAUUGCUUUAAUCUCAUGCAAAUAUCCGGAGACUCUUGAGAAAGACAAAGGAAAUCCCAUUUACCUGGGUCUGAAGGAGCCAGAGCUGUGCCUGUCCUGCAGCAAGGUCAAUGAUCAGCCCACGCUACAGCUUAUGGAACAGAAUAUAUUGGAUUUAUACAACCAAACUGAGCCUGUGAAGUCCUUCCUCUUCUACCACAACCAGAACGGCAGAACCUCCACCUUUGAGUCCGUGGCCUUCCCGGGUUGGUUCAUUGCUGUCUCCUCUGAAGACGGCUGCCCUCUCAUUAUUACCCAAGACUUGGGGAAAACCUCCACCACUGAUUUUGUUUUAUCUCUACAGUAG
Molecule: messenger RNA, 486 nt
Organism: Orycteropus afer afer
Lineage: Eukaryota; Metazoa; Chordata; Mammalia; Tubulidentata; Orycteropodidae
Product: interleukin 36 alpha
Exons: 4
Coding region: 1-486 (161 amino acids)
Biological process (GO): positive regulation of gene expression; inflammatory response to antigenic stimulus; cytokine-mediated signaling pathway
Molecular function (GO): cytokine activity; interleukin-1 receptor binding
Source: RefSeq, a predicted model, not a curated record